Messenger RNA from Zingiber officinale, 1947 nucleotides. Its product is annotated as pentatricopeptide repeat-containing protein At1g08070, chloroplastic-like. Gene Ontology annotation, molecular function: RNA binding; protein binding. The transcript has a single exon. NCBI's taxonomy places the organism in Eukaryota, Viridiplantae, Streptophyta, Magnoliopsida, Zingiberales, Zingiberaceae. The record is from RefSeq and is a predicted model, not a curated record. Gene Ontology annotation, biological process: RNA modification. Bases 1 to 1947 code for a protein of 648 amino acids.
AUGGCGGAUAUCGUCGUCUUAUCCUAUUUUAGGCCGCCGCCUUCCCCGUCAACGGGAAGCAAUGACCUCCACCACUCCAUCUCCCUCCUACUCCGUCGCAACCUCUCCGUUCUCCACCUGAAACAAAUCCAAGCUCAGCUCUUCCGCCGCUCCCUCCACGACGACCGCAUCCUCCUCACCCAGCUCGUCUCCGGCUGCUCCUCCGCCGGAGCCCCAGCCUACGCGACGCGCCUUUUCCUCUCCCUCCCCGAACCCGACCUCGUCCUCCUCAAUGCCAUGCUCCGGGCUUAUACCCUCAACUCUCUCCACCGCCAAGCCGUCGCCUUUUACGUUCGCGAUGUCCUCGGCCGAGGCUUCGCCCCUGAUCGCUUUACCUUCCCUUACGUCCUCAAGGCCUGCGCCGCGCUCAGAGAUUUGAGCCUCGGACGGCAGAUCCACGGAAGCUUGGUGAAGCUUCGAGAGACGUCCGUCCAUGUUAUCGCGCUGAAUUCGCUGGUCGACAUGUACUUCAAGUGCCGCGAGAACGAAGCUGCUCGGAAGGUUUUCCAGGCUAUCGAAGAACCUAAUUCGACUUCUUGGAACAUGUUGAUGACGGGUCUUCUGAACUCUGGCGAUGUCAACCAUGCACGACACUUGUUCGAUCAAAUGCCUCGCAGAGACGUGGUUUCUUGGAACUCUCUGUUGAGUGCUUAUGCCUGGGCAGGGGAUAUGAACACAGUUCAAGAACUAUUCGAUGAAAUGCCUGAGAGGGAUUCAGUCUCCUGGAAUGUUUUGAUUGCUGGAUACACUGAGAAUGGGCAAAAUGAUAAAGCAUUGUCGAUUUUUGAACAGAUGAUCACUGCUGGAUUCAGACCUGAUAAUGCUACAUUGUUGUCUGCUGCAUCUGCUUGCACUGGUGCAUGCUCGGUCAGUGAGAAUGUGCUCAAUCAUGUUAUUAGCUGUUUGAAGUCUGCAAAUUCGGCGUCUGUUUCAACUGCUCUGCUGAGUCUCUGUGCUAAAGUUGGCAGGGUUGAUGAGGCUCGAUCAGUAUUUGAGCAGAUUCCAGAGAAGGAUCUCGUAGCAUGGAAUGCAAUGAUAGCUGCCUAUGCUCAGAAUCAGAGACCAGUUGAGGCAAUUGAGUUGUUUAAAUUGAUGCAGGGAUGCAGUUUGCAAGUUGGAGUCAUGCCCGAUAGUGUGACGAUGAUUAGUUUAAUCAAUUGUUGUGCUCAAAUUGGCAUCUUAAGUCUUGGUGAAUGGAUUCAUGCUUACAUCAGGCGGAAUGGAAUAGAAUGCAACACCAUUUUAAGCACUGCUCUGAUUGAUAUGUAUGCAAACUGCGGAGACAUAGACCGAUCUCAACAUCUGUUUUCAGAUAUGCCUGAGAAAGACUUGGCCACUUGGAAUGCAAUGAUUAAGGGGCUCGCUAUUCAUGGGCGAGGUCUGGAGGCUCUCGAACUGUUCUCUUCUAUGGAAAAUCAUGGGCCAGUUCCUAAUGAAGUAACCUUUAUUGGCCUACUGACUGCCUGCAGUCAUGGAGGACUUAUUGCGGAGGGACUGAAACUUCUUGAACUGUUACAGAAAAGGUAUGGUCUUGUUCCGUGCAUUGAGCACUAUGGUAGUGUAGUUGAUUUGUUAGGUCGGGCAGGAAAACUAAGUGAAGCAUAUGAACUCAUCGAGAACAUGCCUAUUAAGCCUGAUGUUGUUGUCUGGAGUUCCUUGUUGAGCGCAUGCCAAUCAUAUCGAAAUGUCGAACUAGCAGAGAAGGCGGCACAAAAGGUUAUUGAAUUAGACCCAGGAAAUGAUAGUCACUAUGUCCUUCUCUCUAAUGUGUAUGCCUCAAGAGGGAAAUGGACAGAAGCCGCACAGGUGAGGGCACUGAUGAAGGCAUGCCGAGUGCAAAAGAAGCCAGGAUGCAGUGCAGUGGAGUUGGACGGUGUCGUUCAUGAAUUCGAAGCAAGUGACCAGUGA